Messenger RNA from Rhododendron vialii, 1906 nucleotides. RefSeq lists its product as uncharacterized. Lineage: Eukaryota; Viridiplantae; Streptophyta; Magnoliopsida; Ericales; Ericaceae. Bases 269 to 1447 code for a protein of 392 amino acids. Gene Ontology annotation, molecular function: metal ion binding. The transcript has 5 exons. The record is from RefSeq and is a predicted model, not a curated record.
AAGCUAUUCCAACAAAAAAGUGAUAAAUAAGGAGUGAAAUCAUUAUGCCCAAACUGCGAACUCUCAAACUGAUUUCCACAACUAAACUCAACACAAUCACUGAUCUCUCUCUCUCCUCUCCGCUCUCUCUCUCUCUACUCUCUGGCGGCCUCUGCGAUAAACAGAGUAAAAAAAGUUUUUGGAAUGUCCUCUCGGAAUACUUGAGUGGAAGAACUAGUGCAAGUUACAGUUGAUGCAUUAGUUGUUUUAUGUUCUGUAUUGGGUGAGUAUGGGUGCUGCUUGUUGUGUGGCUGCUAAAGACAGAACAAUAAGCAAUCGAUCCAACAGUGACGUUUUACAACGGAAUGCUAUAUGUUCACCAUCAUGGAGUGUUCGGUGGGACCACCGUGGGCGAGUCGCUGGGGAAGAGACUUCUGUGGACCGGUUGGCUGAUGGAGUUAGCCGGAAUGACAGGUUGGAGAUUAAAUCUGGAAGAAGAGUAGUAGAAACUGCACAUGGAUCUGGAGAAGAAAGUCAAUUGGAACAGACAACGAUAGGGCAAAAGUCCCCCGUUUCAGAGAGGAAUGCUGGAAUUUUUAGGCUUCCUUCAUCAGAUCUAUCAAGCUCUAGGAAUGUUCCCACAGAGGUUAAGGAGUUACCCGAAUCACCGGCAGUUCCAAAUCCAUCCCCCUUGAAAAUGUCACCGUCGUUGCUUUCAGUUUCAUCACUCUCUACAUCCCCUUUGUCAUCCCAAAGCCCUCUCCUUCACACCAGCUCAACUUCAUCACAGUGGGCCCAUCCUUCUCCAGCGCGCCCUUUGUUACGACAAGCAUCUGAUAGCCGAAUUCGUAAGCGGUCAAACAACUCAAUUUCUGACGAAACAUCUUUUCCUGCCUUCCCUGAGUUCAUGGAAGCUUCUCAUAGAGGAGAAAGGUGGUCUUUUGACAGUGAAUCUUUGGGAUUUUACCAUGAGAAGUUAACUCCUCCUAGUAGCCGUAGUUCAGCUUCUCCCUCAGAUGCGCAAACAUGUGGGGUUUGCUCAAAACUGGUGGCUGAAAGAUCUUCGUGGCAUUCGUACGAGUUAGCUGUGGUUUCUGUUCUAACUUGUGGUCACGUUUACCAUUAUGAUUGCUUGGAGAACAUUACGGCUGAAAUCAACAAGUACGACCCUGCUUGCCCGGUUUGUACCUUUGGGGAGAAGCGGACCCCCAUGAAGUUGUCAGAAAAAGCAUUAAAAGUGGUAACGGAUUUGAAGGGUAGGAAAAAGAGAUCUAGGAACCGGGUUGUGAGUAGUGAUCUUGAUGGUGAUUCCGUUGCCCUUGAUGGCCAGAAAAGCAUAAAGAGCUCCACAAAUAAGCCUUUCUUGAAGCGGCAUUUUUCAUUUGGGUCAAAGGGAACUAGAUCCUUAUCGGAGAAUCACUCUACUCGGAAGAAGGGAUUUUUCUGGUCAAAAUCCAGGAAGGAGUGACCCGAUUUCUCACUCUCAAGAGGUUCCACGGUUGCUCUUUCUGCACAAUUUUAUUGGAUAAGUUAGCUGCAAAAGAAGCAGGAUCCCAUCUGGAUUUCAUUAGUAAGCUUCUGCAUUCAUUAUCUGCAAUUCAAGCAGGAAUACCUUUGCUUCUGGAGUUACAGUGUAAAGAAAGGCGAAGAAAAGAUCGAAUCAUCAACAAAUAGAGAAGAAGAAUUGAUAGUAUAGGGGAAUGGAUGAUGUUAGUCAUCUUACUUUUGUACACUUCUAAAAUUUUGUUCUUUUGCAUCUUAGUUCAUUAGAAAAACAGUAAGAGAAAAAAAAAAGUUCAUGAAAUUUUCCUAAAGAAUGUCUCUCUAUGACUUGUAUGAACUGAGAAUACAAGAAGGUGCCCUUGCCAUUCUUUUUGAAGGGCUUUUGUUUUUUGGGUUCAUCAUAUCUACUUAGAAUGUCUCUCUA